Molecule: messenger RNA, 2414 nt
Organism: Diachasma alloeum
Lineage: Eukaryota; Metazoa; Arthropoda; Insecta; Hymenoptera; Braconidae
Product: protein KIAA0556
Exons: 9
Coding region: 68-2326 (752 amino acids)
Source: RefSeq, a predicted model, not a curated record
UUAAAGUCAGCUGUUGUUAUGGAAAGGAUAAGAAGAUGAAAAUAGUGGAAAUUAUCAAUUAAAAAAUAUGGAUCGAGUGGUGGAAAAAGAGUCAACGCUUCCGUUGACGUCUAGAGAGGAGAAAUUACCAACGUGGCUGACAGAAAUGACUGAGAACAUCAAAAUAUUGGCACCGGACGCAUUGACAAACGAGCUCAAUGGAAUCGAAGAAGUCAGUAAAAUCAACAGACGACCACAAGCUGUAAGAAGACGCAAUGAAGAUAUCAAAAGAGAAAAGCAUUUACCAGAGUUCCAUUACCGCCCUCGAUCGCGAAGAACGAUAGAAUCACCGAAGAAAUCCAUUCUCGUAGAGCACCGAAGAAAGUCAAGUGCUGAUGUAUUAUUAAGCGACGAAUUGAAAAAAUUGAGUACAGGGGGAGAAUCAUCGGUGACUCCUAGAAAGUUGAGUGCCACUUUACAUCGCAAGAAAUUGCUGACCUUCGAUUUGUUUUCUGACAAUGAUCAAGAUGAAGAAUUCAUCAUUCCGGAAUUACCAGAGGGAAGUUUGAUAACAGUUGACAUUCUGAGCACAUGGGGUGACCGUCAUUAUGUAGGGUUGAAUGGCAUGGAGAUAUUUUCGUCGUUGGGGGAGGCUGUUUCAUUGAAUAAGAUAUGGUCGCAGUUGGAUGAUUCUAAUGAACCUUCGGACGAUCCUGCUCUUACCAAUUUGAUCAAUGGUAUUUACCGAACGCGUGAUGAUCUAAAUAUGUGGCAUGCUCCCUAUAAGCGAGGGAGACAAAUUUCAGUUCACAUGGAAUUAUCGAAGAGAGUUAAUAUCGGACUAAUUAGGAUAUGGAACUAUAAUAAGUCGAGGAUACACUCGUAUCAAGGUGCCAAAGAUGUCGUCAUUAAGUUAGACGAUGUUGUUAUAUUUUCUGGAGAAAUUGCGCGAGCUUCUGGCGAUGUCGCUGGGGAUAUAAAUUCUUUCGGAGAUACAAUUUUAUUUACAACGGAUGAAAACAUUUUGGAACUAAUUUCCCGAAACGAUCGUAUAUUUCAUGAGUUUAUGGAUUACUCAGCGUCCCAGGGAAUAGAAAUGGACAGGCCCGUCACAGGAGCAACUGAGCUAGACGUUAUACCAACGAUAGAAAAUCCAAUCAUGUCAUCUGGUAGUAUUACUGAUAAAACAAUGUCGGUUGCAUGUAGAGAAAUAAAACUAUUGCUAUUAUCCAAUUGGAACGAUUCUGACAUGAUAGGGUUAAAUGGAAUUGAAAUUAUUGGAGAUCAGGGCAAUAUACCUGGGAGCAAGAUCUCAUUGCACUGUAACAUAGAGGAUGAAGGGAUAUAUCGGUUACUAGACCAAAAGAAUUUCACGAUGGAGUCCAAAAAUAUGUGGAUAAUCCAACAAAUUCCUGAUGUCAUUCCUGAGAUAAUGAUUACAUUCAACACUGAGGUGUUUAUCACUGGUAUAAGAAUAUGGAAUUAUAACGGAUCAUUGGAAGCAUCUUAUUGUGGAGUGAAACAUUUAAUGAUUGAAUUAGACGGGAAAAAGCUCUUUGGUGAUAAUUUUGAGGGCUUCAUCAUCAGAAGAGCACCGGGAUUCUGCCACUAUAAUUUUUCGCAGGAAAUCAGUGUCAUUCAACGACCGAAAACAAUGAGUAACAGUACCCCAUCAAAAUCUCAUCUGCAGACUCUUGAUUUACUGGAUGAUAUCAACUAUGAGGCACCACCAGUGCCGGAAGGCUUCGUUUAUCAAAUCGUUAUAUUCUCUUCGUGGGGAGAUGCCUAUUACGUUGGUCUGAAUGGAAUUGAAUUUUUUGAUGCCCAGGGACGCUCAAUUCGUUUAAUUAAAAAAAAUGUCGCUGCGUAUCCAGAAAGUGUCAAUGUAAUUGAAGGAAUUGAAAAUGAUAUACGAACUCCGGACAAACUAGUUGAUGGAGUUAAUGAUAGUGCAGAUGGACAACAUUCAUGGCUUGCCCCCAUUUUGCCAGGAGAGAUAAACCGCGUUUACAUUAUUUUCGAUUAUCCAAUGGCUGUUUCGAGAAUCAAGAUAUGGAACUACACGAAAACAUCGUCCAGAAAAGUUAAAGAAUUUGGGAUACUUGUGGAUGAUCUUUUAGUAUACAACGGAGUAUUAGAGAGGAAUGACCCUUCAGGGACUGUUCACUUCAAUAGAAAUCCUAGUGAGCCACGCAAAUUAUCGGGCAAAUUAAGAAACUCGGACCAAGAAAUUCACUUGUUAAAUUUAGAAAAUGUUUCGACACUUGGAGACGAUACAUUACCUGAUCCUCUUCUUCGACCGUAUACCUCAAUGUUGCCAAAAAAUUCACGCAAUUAUUCUGUAUAAAUUAUAUACUUUUCAACAUGAUUUUUUCCUUGUAUCGAUAUCGACAAUGAAAUAAGUAUAAAUAAAUAUGAGUAUCUUGUUCAUGUUA